UCUCCUCGUACUCCAGUUUCUUACGUCGUCGCGAUAAAAACUCCGAAAGCUUUUUUCUCUCGCGACACCCUCAUCUCUUGCUCGCGUCUUCGCCAACGGUGGGGUUUACGCCGCGGAGGCUGUGUGAUUUCUUCGGAACGUGCCAAGAAUAUAUAUGAAUGUCAAUCAUAGUCCGCUCGAAAAGUCUUGGAACGGCGCCAACGAGAGUUUCUGCGUGUAAGAGGGCGCUUUGAUACAAAAUACAACAUGGAAGUUUACCGUGUGCCCUCCUGUUGUAAAUAUUUGUGCAAAACAGUCCGAAGCGACGUAAAAAAAGAUUGCAAAUAGUCGUACGCGGCUUAACUAGUUAGUUAGACGACUUGUGUGUCGCUUCUUUCGAAAAAAAAAGACUCUCUCGCGAUGUCCGACGAGUCCGAGUACGAGGUGGAGGAGUUCGAUAUUUACAAGAGAAAGUAUCAAUUGCUGUUAGAGAGAUGCGAAAUCUUGCAGCAGGAAAAUGAGAGAUUGGUGUAUAGAAUCCAGAAAGUCAGAAAGCUCCUACGACGUACGCGGAAAGAAAAAAAAUUUUUGAUUGAUCGGUUGGAUCAGCAUGGCGAUUGUUGGCGGGAGGCGCCGAUGGGUGUGCUUGAGGAGAAUAGUGUGUUUCAAGCGACACCGAAAUCAGAGAAGGGAGCGAAGGGCGCUUCUCAGAAUGCCAAAGAGGAGAAACCCAAGAAAGGAACGAAGAGAAAAGGCGCGAAAGCGGAUCCGAACGCGCCAAAGAGACCGGCCAAUCCUUUCUUCCAAUUUUGUCAAGAGCAAAGGCCCCGUGUGAUGGAGCGCCUGGCCGGAGAGCCGGAACCUAGCAAGCAAGAGCUCACCAGGCAACUUGCCACCACCUGGAAGUCCCUCAGCGACGAAGACAAGAAGGUUUAUUACGAUAUGUACGAGAGAUCUAAAGAAAAGUACGUCGCUGAAAUGGAAAUAUACAAUAAAAAGACAGAAGAUACACCGUGUCAACUGUCAUUAAAUAUAACGUAAUACACUACAAAUUAGAUAUCUUAUUUUAUAGUAAAAUAAAUGAUUGAUCGUCAUGUUUGUAUAUAUUAUAGCGACAGUUGUAUGUGUAUACAUGCGUGGAGUUUUAGGAUACUACGUCAGAUUUUUUGUAUAUAUAUAUACACAUAUAUAUAUAUACACACACAUAUACUCAUUAGUUUUAAUGUUUGAUACCCAGUACAAACUACAAUUACAAAUAAGAGUUCGUAAAACAUUAGACAAAAUACGCUGAAAAUAAUAUAAAUUCAAAUUAUUUAUUUUAACACAACAAUAUUAUUGUAUUUGCGUAUAACAAAAUUACAAUAAUUAUCUGGUCACCUCACAUCUUUUA
This is a messenger RNA of Pseudomyrmex gracilis, 1369 nucleotides long. RefSeq names its product high mobility group B protein 6. The record is from RefSeq and is a predicted model, not a curated record. The transcript has 5 exons. Lineage: Eukaryota; Metazoa; Arthropoda; Insecta; Hymenoptera; Formicidae. Gene Ontology annotation, molecular function: transcription cis-regulatory region binding. Bases 400 to 1020 code for a protein of 206 amino acids.